Messenger RNA from Opisthocomus hoazin, 771 nucleotides. The record is from RefSeq and is a predicted model, not a curated record. NCBI's taxonomy places the organism in Eukaryota, Metazoa, Chordata, Aves, Opisthocomiformes, Opisthocomidae.
AUGGGCACCUCAGUCUUCCCAUGCCUCUUCGUUCUCCUGCUUGCCGGGGGCUCCCCAGCAGCGUGUGCUGGAGACAGCGGCUCUGCAUCCCGCAGCACAGCUAGCACUGCAGAGAAACCUAUCCUGUUGAACAACAUCACGGAUGCCGAAGCCUUCAUCAGUGGUGUGGAGGUGGCGGUCAUUGGAUUCUUCCAGCCUUUCAAUUCACUGCAGUACGCAGCUCGGCAAGCUCCCCGUGUAAUGAGCAUGGACUCCCUGACUGGGAACAGCAUAUGCGUGACCAGGAUAGUAGACAAUGACCGCAGGGAUCUGGAUAUGAACAGCGAAGAUGUUGAUGCUAAGAAGAUGAUACGUUUCAUUCGGAUGAAUGAGCUUCGCCUGGUGACAGAGUACAACCCUGUGACAGCAGUAGGUGUGAUGCAGAGUUCGCUCCAGUUUAACCUCCUCCUGAUCACAGACAAGAUGUCGCCAAAGCACCCCGAGCGAAUGCGCAAAUACCGGGCAGCAGCAGAGCUCUUCAAGGGGAAGAUUCUCUUUAUCCUGGUAGACAGCAAUUUGAAGAGCAAUGAACGAACAGUGUCAUUCUUCAAACUGAAGAAGUCUCAGCUGCCAGCUCUGGCUAUAUUCCACACACCAGAUGAGGAGCAGGAUGUGUUGACUCUGGAUGAAGUCUCCGUUGAGCGUGUACAAGACUUCUGUAAUCGUUUCUUACAAAGAAUGAAGAAGAAAGAAGACGAAUCUGAGGAGAAGGCCCUCAAUGAGGAACUCUGA